AUUUAUCCUUUGGCUUUUUCUUUAUUUUUCAAAUGGGUUUUGCCUGGGUUUCUCGAAUUUUGUUUUUCAUCUUUAUUUGACUACUUUUUUAUUUCAUUUUGUUUUCUUUCUUUUUUCUUGCUUUCCUUUGUUUCUUCUCCGAUUUUGCUUCCUUCUUUUCUUCCGCUAUUCUUGUGUUUUCUUUCUCUCUUCGCCAUUUUUCUGUUUUGAUGGAAGGGAAUCCUUCAAAAUCUACUAUUAUGGCCCCAGUUGCUCAGGAUAUUACUGAGAUAGGGGUGGAUCCCAUUGUUAGAAGUGAUCUUAGAAAUUCUCCUACUACUGUUGAGGCCAUGAGAAUUUCUCUUUCUGUUCUCAAAAAGAGGAGUUGGUCCUCCAACGCCUUCAAGAACGCUGCAUCCAAGAACAACACCAGCUUCAUUGCCUCAAUCCUUCUAACUCCAGCUCCUCCAAACCCUUCCCCAAUUCCAAUUGCUGAGAUCAUGAAAGGAGGCGAGACAGGGAACGCUGCUCGGAAUGCUACAAUUGCCAGCAUGAGGAGGAAGCCAAGGAGCGCCCAGCUCUUAUUUGUACAAGGGUUCCGAGCUGGAGUUGACCAGAGGGAACAGAGAAAGGUUGUUGCCAAGAAUGUAAGAGAAAUGCUGGAAGAGAGUCGCAGAAAAUAGGGCAUUGAAUUGAAAUCAGAAGUUGCUACUGCAUAGAGGCUUUGGGAGGAAGCUACUAAUAUGUAUGAUUCUUUCGAUAUAAAACUCGAUACUCAUUAGUCCCUUGCAAUCAAGCCUAUCAAGUUGAUUGUGCUUGAUCGCAUCUUUGAGUUUGAAAGCAUGGAUGUUUUUGUGUAGGUUUAAAUUGAUCCAAGGUUGAAGAAAGUUUAUGAUUAAGGUUCAACGCAUGUUCCUUUGGGCAGAUCUAUGGUUGAAGUAGAGUAAGGAUUAGGCAGCUUUUGAGGAUGCAGAGGAUUUUGUUAUAGCUAUUCACAGUUGGAGUAGUUUUGCAAAUGCGAAGGUUCUCAAGCUACCCCUCAUUCUCUAAAUGCUCAGCUUUUCAGACUUCUUGUUGAACCUGCAUAUAAGAACAUUUAUUUUUGAAAAAACAUUUGGGUUAUACUACUUUAAUUUCGUUCUUUAAAUUUGCUCAGGUUUAUGAUGCUGGUUCCCAUUAUCCAUCUGUUUUCUGCAACUCAUUGGUACUUUGGAUUUUCGCUGCUUGCAUGCUAAGGUUGAGCUUAUUUAGAUACGAGGGAAACGCAAAGGUAUGAUAAACCUGUGUUGUUAGUUUAAGAAUGCUAUGAUUUAUUAAAAAAGAAGAAAGAACUUAUCUCUUUUGUUGCUUUUGUCUUGAAUCGUCCAAUUCUGCUUAUCAACAAUUGAAUGAGCUAGCUUAAAAGAUUUUGCUUUAAAAAGCUCUAUUUCUAACUUGAGUUUUGGUCUUGGUAUUAUUACCUUUCACCGAAAUUAUGUGAAGAUUCAUGUUUUCCAGGAAGUUGUGUGCUACUUCUUUAUCUCUGAUCUUUUAUAGUUUCUUGUGGUGAAGCUAUCCUUAUACCUCAAUGGGGAUCUAUGUUUUAAUGAUUGGUUAGCAUUUGCCAUGUCCCUUGCUCGGGCAUGAUUUUGCCC
Rubroshorea leprosula is the source of this 1613-nucleotide messenger RNA. The record is from the annotation of a GenBank genome assembly. NCBI's taxonomy places the organism in Eukaryota, Viridiplantae, Streptophyta, Magnoliopsida, Malvales, Dipterocarpaceae.